GUUGUGGGCCACUAUGUUCAGCAAUUUGGGGGUGGAGCAGCCUUCCCAGUGAUCAGCUUCUUGAACAAGUUCUGCAAGAAUUUGUCCAUCACCAUAGCUGUGGGAGAGGAGGUGUUCAAGGCCAUAGCCUUUUGGGAAGUCAAUGUGACAGAUGGUGUGGCAAAGUUGAUCACAAAGUCAGACCUUGACAAACUCAAGUCUCCUUCUUUGAGGCCACAGUUGCUGAAAGCUGAGCACUUGUUGAAUGAUGCUUGGCAGAUCAUCCAAGACUCACAAGGGCAUGAUGAUGAUGUCAUUCCUGCCUUUGGGCGAAUGCUCAUUCGAACAAUCCUUCACUUGUGCAAGAAGGAAAAGAUGGGCAGAGAGCCUAAGGGCCAUCGCUCACUGGAAGACAUCUGCAAGCUCUUUGCAGAGGAGGCAAGAGGCAGCAAGCCUGCAGGUGAGAUUGCUGCCAGCAGCAAGGAAGAUGAGGAGAAACCUUUGGACUUGCUUUCUGGUUUGACCUUGGGCCAUCAGGCCUUGCUGCAAAACAAGCAGCUGCAGGAGGAUGGGAAGUAUGUCAAUUCUGAGCAUCCUGACAAGAUCUUCAUUUUCAUGGGCCUGGAGAAUGAGGAUGGCAGAUUCGAGCACAAGCCAUUGUAUGGUGAGCCUGAAGUGAUCAUGGUUCCUCCUGGCCAGUUCAAGAAGUGGAAGCCCACAAGGCUGCAGUUGCCCACCUUGUGCCCUCAAGCUGCAGCAGCAGCUCACAGUUUCGGUGCCAGUGCUUUGCUGCAAGAGAACAGGAAGAUGGUGGAGGCCCAGGCCACGCUGAUCAAUAUCUUCGAGGAGCACAACACAGGGACAGCUGAAACCCUGGAUUAUUGCCUCCCGACCAAUCUGUAUGCCAAGACAGAUUGCAGCGUUGGAGCAGGAAAGCUCAGGCUUCUGCCACUCUGCAACCUUGUGAAGGCCAAGGACAACAGCAAGUUGGCUGUGUGGGUGGAGUGGGCAGGAACCAAGUACAGCUUGUCUCCUUUCACAGCCCUUAAAGACUUUGCACAGACAGGGCCAUUCGCGCAGUAUUUGGCAUGCUUUGCUUGUGCAGCUGAUGAGCAUUAG
This is a messenger RNA of Symbiodinium pilosum, 1098 nucleotides long. The record is from the annotation of a GenBank genome assembly. NCBI's taxonomy places the organism in Eukaryota, Dinophyceae, Suessiales, Symbiodiniaceae.